Molecule: messenger RNA, 801 nt
Organism: Symbiodinium necroappetens
Lineage: Eukaryota; Dinophyceae; Suessiales; Symbiodiniaceae
Source: the annotation of a GenBank genome assembly
AUGCCGCUCUCAGUGUCUCAGCGUCGUGCGGCUGUUCGGCAGUUUGUCGCUGACAAGCACGGUCGCCCAGAUGAUAGACGGCUGGAUGGGCCACAGCUGAAGCGUGUCGACCCGGGGCAGAGGCUGGUCCCUGCCCCCGACGCUCAGGUCGCAGAGCGACGGCAGGCCGCUGUGGCGCGGGUCCGACAGCGGCGAGCAGAGCGCGCUUUGGAGUCGUUGGCGAGCCAAGAUCGACAUGCAGAUGCGUCGGAAACGAAAGGAGAGCUUGGAGAGGAAGCUGAUGGGCUAUUCGACGAAAGAGAAGCACUUGGUCAGGACUUCGAAGCUCAACGAGAGCCGAAGAGCGCCGUCCAGCUGCCUGAGGUCGAGGUCUUCGCACAAGCGAGGGACGUGGCCUCCCAGGAGAAUGACCACCCGGGUCCUCCCAGCACCGUCGAGGAGGAUGGUUGGGAACCGCCGCCAAGACCCUCCAUGCCGGCAAUGCCAGGUCCUCCAAGCCUCGCUGGCAUAGCUGCAGAUGCCACCCUCGGGUUCACGCCUGAAGGGAGGUCAUCUCUGCACGACUCUCUUCUGGAAGGUUCUGACGAUGUUGAUGCAGACUUGCCCGGUGUAGGCGUUGCGGAAAGGCGGGAGCCCGAAGCUCACACCAUGAGCUUGGGAGUGGAGACGCCUUUACUCAGUGCCCUGCUCUUAGCCAGGCUUGGAGUCAUUUCUGCCUGUUUUUCUCCUCAGCGGAGGGUCAGGAGUCAUUUUUCUGGAGCAUGGGGUGAGCUUGCGCAGAGCGCCUGUACAUGGCGCUAG